Messenger RNA from Siniperca chuatsi (mandarin fish), 1213 nucleotides. RefSeq names its product microsomal glutathione S-transferase 3a (gene mgst3a). NCBI's taxonomy places the organism in Eukaryota, Metazoa, Chordata, Actinopteri, Centrarchiformes, Sinipercidae. Bases 289 to 753 code for a protein of 154 amino acids. The record is from RefSeq and is a predicted model, not a curated record. Gene Ontology annotation, cellular component: endoplasmic reticulum; membrane; nuclear envelope. Gene Ontology annotation, molecular function: glutathione peroxidase activity; glutathione transferase activity. The transcript is spliced from 6 exons.
AAAUGUUGCCGUGGAGCACUGUAUGGCUUUGGAGUAAUUAAUCCGCAAAUGAAACCGGAUGACGGUUAACACAUGUUAGUUAUAAAAGCUGGCGAGUGAAUCAUUUUCCAAAAGACUGUAGUUGAAGCGGCCGCCGCGCCCUCACUGUCUGUAGGCCGACGUGUUACGUCAGCCUUUACGCACACGGACGCACUUGAGUAGGAAGCUUCAGUGUGGUCAGAUUGUCGCUGCGUUUCCUUCCACCCGAGUCCUGUCAACCCCGUACACUACAUCUUUAAGUUUGUCAGGAUGGUUGUGCUUUCUAAAGAGUAUGGAUAUGUGGUGUUAACUGGUGUUGCCAGUAUGGUGAUGAUUGGACAUCUGGCCUUUAAAGUUGGCAAAGCCCGCAAGAAGUACAACGUGCAGUAUCCUCAGAUGUACAGUGACGAUCCAGAAACUGGAAACAUUUUCAACUGCAUCCAGCGUGCACACCAAAACACCCUGGAGAUCUAUCCCGCCUUUCUUUUCUGCCUCGCUGUCGGUGGUUUGCAUUGCCCUCGUCUCACCAGUGGACUUGGAGCUGUAUGGAUUAUAGGCAGAGAGGUGUUCGCACAUGGGUACUCUUCGGGAGAUCCUAAAAAAAGACUGCCGGGACUGUUUGGGAACGUGGCUUUGCUCGGGAUGAUGCUGACCACAGUCAGCUACGGCCAUCACCUGCUUGGCUGGACGGGACAGUGGAUGGGCCCCCUCCGUCAAGCUAACUGUUGCAAGUGAAUACCAAGUCUUCAGGAUGGGCUCACUCUUAUAAUCACCUUAUAAUCAAAGCCACUCUACAUAACCCAUAUACCUUGCAACAUGUGUGCUAACCUCUGACCAGUUUAACAUUUGAAGUCAGGUGAAGUUCAUGUUGUCAAGAGGAAAUGCCUCAUUUAGGAUCACGGGUGGGGUGUACUCACUGAUCGGCACUCCCACAACAUGCAAGGCCUGUCAGUUUGUCUUAGCAUUUUCACCUGCGCCCUGAUUUUGAAAUUUUUCAUAUUAUGUAUUUUUGCAAUAAACAAAUGAAGAUGCUGCAGUAAUAGUUUAGCCUUCCAUGUUUGAUGGACUUUGUGACAGAAUAGCACCUCAUGUUUGUAUUUGCUUAGCUGAAAAAGUCAGAUUUUGUACAUGAUUAACUGAAACUGGUUAGUCAAAAAUAUCGCUGUUGUCAAGUAAAAAUAACCUAAUAAUUCCA